ACGGCCGCGACUUUGAUCAGCAAACUCACUGUUCAACAACGAUCACGUCUUUCUCAGUAUGUGUCAAUUACGAAACAAACAGUCCGAGACGCCAUUUCAAUCCUACAACAAUGCGAGUAGAACCCGUUGUUUGCGAUAAACCGUUUCGAGGAUGGCCAGUCCAAAGGAAAGAGUCCAUUUGAUGUCGAGAGCAGCUCAGAAACAGCGCCCAGUCUGUCGACGGAAAUUGAGGCUAUGCGGCUCGAAAACCUCACGCCGCCACCCAAUGUGUCGACAGCAACAGAGUCUGGGCAGUCGACUCGAAAUUUUCCUGGAGGUAGCCAGCGUACUGGUUCAUCAAUGAAACCGCCGCCGAAUGUCAGCGCUGCGUCCGCGGUCUCGCGUGUCUCUCAGUUCGCUACCGGUCUUCCUCCCCCACCAACGGCCUCACCAGGCCCCUCGAAUACCCCCAGGACUCACCCAACCACGUCUAAUUCUGAUUCACCAGGUCCAUCUACGAAAAAGCUGAGCGCGGAAGCCCUUGCUGGCACGAAGACUUGGAAGAAAAUGAAACCAUUGAGCCCACUGGAAGUUGUGGUGCGACCCUUACCAAGCGAUGUACUCCCCAAGCCCGAGGAGAAUGGGCUAUUGUUCUUCGGCGAGGAGAAGUUAUGGUAUCUCGGUUUCGUCGGGCGGUGGGCAGGCUUUCAGAGUCUUGUGAUGGAUUUCUACAACAGUCAGCUGUUCAGGAGCGCUUGCGACGAGAUAAAAGGCCACCCCAUUAUCCCACCUCGCAGCUCGGACCUCCUCGACGGUAGCCACGGAUCCCAACAGCUCGCCGACUUCUUCCAGCGCGAGGUGCUGGAAGUGGUGGUCGGGAUAUACAACAAGCUCCUCGAAACUAUGACCCUUCAGCAGUUGACUGUUCCAGACAGCGUAUCCCUUGGCCAGGCCACAGACGAGGAUCUGGGCAACGAGGACUUGGCGUGGAAUCCGAAGUUCGUGGUGAGAGCGAUGCCGAAAGAGGGUGACGACCAGACUCGACUCAUCGGGCAUGCAGAGUACCUCGGAGGAAGGCCUGGUGCAUUGUCGUGGGCUAUACAAGAGCAAGUGAAGAACUCGUGGGGAAGCCUGCGAUGCGUUCUAGGUGACAUCGCCCAAUGGAUGUUGAUGGAUAACAUCCGCUACGCCUUCCUCACCUGCAGCGACGAGGUCAUCUUCAUCAAAUUCGACAUCGUCGAGCGCGUUAAGUACGUGAACCGUGCUAGAGGCAAUGAAGCGGCGGACGUCGAUCAAGUCGACGUCUUGACAGAGCCAUGGCUCUACUACUCCGACCCUAUCAAGUUCACGGAUGUACUAAACGAGGCGGAGGGAAAGGUGCCGGUGAGGCUGGCGCUGCUGUCUUUGUUGCAUAUCGCUUCGACGACGGAGUGGCAUUUGCCGGCAAAUAUAGGGUCAGCACGUAAGUAACGUCUGCGUGCGGACUGCAUGAAAGGCACACGCUAACUUUGUAACUCGACUUUUAGUGAACUAUGCGGCGAAAACGAAAGCUGGAGAGAAGUGGAAGCCGGCGCCUCUCGACAUGUCGUUGUUUUCGUUGUGAGGAAUCGACGAAUGUCGGGGAUGGACAGGGUUUGUGUGAUAGCCCGACGGUUUGAGUAGGAUCUGCAGGUUAAUGACCUGAUAGACAGGUAUCUAUUUCAA
Messenger RNA from Cucurbitaria berberidis CBS 394.84, 1683 nucleotides. RefSeq lists its product as uncharacterized. The transcript has 2 exons. The coding region runs from base 235 to 1449 and encodes 404 amino acids. The record is from RefSeq and is a predicted model, not a curated record. NCBI's taxonomy places the organism in Eukaryota, Fungi, Ascomycota, Dothideomycetes, Pleosporales, Cucurbitariaceae.